Molecule: messenger RNA, 843 nt
Organism: Durio zibethinus
Lineage: Eukaryota; Viridiplantae; Streptophyta; Magnoliopsida; Malvales; Malvaceae
Product: putative histone H2A variant 3
Cellular component (GO): nucleosome
Molecular function (GO): structural constituent of chromatin; DNA binding; protein heterodimerization activity
Source: RefSeq, a predicted model, not a curated record
AAGGGGUACAAGUGGUAAUUUGAAGAUGUAAGGAGGGUAAUAUCGAGAAAGAAAGAAAGGAAGCGGGUACUAAAAGGUCAAGAUCUCGAAAUCGUGCCUGUUGUGGCAGUGUUUUGGAGUCUUUCAUUAUCUCAGUCCGAAAACCUUCUUAGCUCGCAGGGCUCUUUCUCUUCUCUUCUGUUCAACGUUAUCCGUUUCUCGCUUUUUCCUCCCAAAGCAAGCCAAGAUUUUUCUGCAGGAAAAAAAAAAAACCCUAAGUAAUUUGGCGAGGAAAUGUCGGGGAAAGGAGCAAAAGGGUUGAUUACGGCUGGCAAAUCGACCAAGGACAAAGACAAGGACAAGAAGAAACCCAUCUCUCGCUCUUCUCGUGCUGGUCUCCAGUUUCCUGUGGGUCGUGUCCACCGGCUGCUGAAGACAAGGGUUAAUGCAAAUGGAAGGGUUGGAGCAACUGCUGCUGUGUACACAGCUGCCAUACUGGAGUACCUGACUGCAGAAGUGCUAGAACUGGCAGGUAAUGCUAGCAAGGAUUUGAAGGUUAAGCGUAUUACACCUAGGCAUUUGCAGCUUGCUAUCCGGGGUGAUGAAGAAUUAGACACCUUGAUCAAGGGAACCAUAGCUGGCGGUGGUGUUAUCCCGCACAUUCACAAAUCACUUAUCAACAAAUCCUCCAAGGAGUAGCUUAUGUAAUUGAUCUCCGUUCGUUAGUCUUUACCCAUAAACCUCAGAAAAAUGUUUGAGGCCUGUUUGUUUCUGGACAAGGUGGAUACUUGUUUUGUCUAGUAGCUAAUUAUGGAAAUUCAGAAUUUGAAUUAGAAAGAUGAAUUGAUGGAUUAUUAGUCCAAA